This is a messenger RNA of Phalaenopsis equestris, 1677 nucleotides long. RefSeq names its product phosphatidylinositol:ceramide inositolphosphotransferase-like. Gene Ontology annotation, cellular component: endoplasmic reticulum membrane; Golgi membrane; trans-Golgi network. The transcript has 12 exons. Gene Ontology annotation, molecular function: ceramide cholinephosphotransferase activity; inositol phosphoceramide synthase activity; sphingomyelin synthase activity. The record is from RefSeq and is a predicted model, not a curated record. Gene Ontology annotation, biological process: ceramide biosynthetic process. Bases 335 to 1303 code for a protein of 322 amino acids. NCBI's taxonomy places the organism in Eukaryota, Viridiplantae, Streptophyta, Magnoliopsida, Asparagales, Orchidaceae.
UCGACAGAACGAGAAGGCGUCGCUUUUCUUCUCUGCCCUUUAUUGGAACCGAGCGCAAGAAGAGGGGAAAGAAAAGGAGCCGUUCCUCUCUUGGUCUCUCUCCUUCUGCUGGCCUCUAGAAGCAGGCAACCGGCCAAUUUCAAGCCUUCCAGUCUCUAUGAAAUCGCUGGAAAGGUAUUACAAGUAAGAUUGCAGGAGGAAGAAGGGAGAUUCGUAGAGGUCUCUGAGGAAAGGGACUCCAUCUCAUCUCAGAUCAGUUCCUUUCGAUCGAUCGAACAGAGCGGGGAGUUCAAGGAGAAGUAGGGCUUUUUUUUGAAGGAUUUUUGUAGAUGAUAUGAUAUGGAAGUGGAUGCCGCUGAUUAAUAUGAUGUUUUAUCUAGGGCGCGAAGCUUCCAAGCUAUGGAAGAAAAUUUGUAUGGAGACUUUUGUGGAGCUACAACUUCUGGCGGAGAAGUGGACGUUCCUAUUGGCCGGUCUCCUAUUUCAGUAUAUCCACGGUUUGGCUGCUAGAGGUGUGCAUUAUUUACAUCGGCCUGGACCAGUUCUUCAUGAUCUUGGGUUUGUCUUUUUGCCGGAGCUUGGAGUGCAAAGAGCUUACCUUAGCGAGACCCUUUUCUCCAUCAUAUUUUUCUCCUUUGUUUUGUGGUCAUUUCAUCCGUUCGUUUGCCAUAGCAAGCGCUUCUACACCGUUCUACUGUGGCUCAGAGUCUUGUCUUGUCUAGUGGUUUGCCAGACUCUAAGAAUUCUUACAUUCUAUUCUACCAUCCUCCCGGGCCCUAACUAUCACUGUCGUGAGGGAUCACCUCUUGCCAUUCUGCCCCGUCCAGACAACAUAUUUGAAGUCCUCCUACUAAAUUUUCCUCGAGGAGUCCUAUAUGGAUGCGGAGACUUGAUAUUUUCAUCCCACAUGAUAUUUACUCUGGUUUUUGUGCGAACGUAUUAUAAGUAUGGUUCAAACAGGAUCAUCAAGAUAGCUUCAUGGUUGAUGGUUAUAGUUCAGAGCCUGCUUAUAGUAGCUGCUCGAAAACACUAUUCCGUUGAUGUGGUGGUUGCAUGGUAUACUGUAAAUUUGGUCGUUUUCUUUGUUGAAACAAAACUGCCAGAAAUGCCAGAUCGCUCUGGGGGAAGUCCGCCAAUACUUCCUUUGAGUUCUAAAGAAAAGGAAAGCAAAGCCAAAGAAGAGAACCAGAAGCUUUUGAAUGGUGAUGCUGCUGAUUGGAGGCAAAGAACACAAAUGAACGGGAAGCAUAUGGAAAAUGGCAAUCACCACGCUCAUUCUGAAGCAACAAUGAAUGGGGUCUAGAGCGUAGCGGGCAGAAGCAGCACAAAUCACAAAUGAGAGAGUAGUAAGUGGGAGGGACAUAGACACAGACAGGAUAUGUUCGUUCCAGACUGCUGACAAAGCUACUCUGCAGAUUGAAAUAUCUGAGAUUGUCGGAAGAAAUUUGCUUUCAUUGAACAAUCCUUCUGUCAAAGAUGCUUUAUUGUAUCUCUUAGGAUUCCCCCGCUGGCAAUUUUGAAAUUUCCUUUGUCGUUGCUUCCCAAUUCAUUAUUUCUUGAAAAUUUUCUUUUAAUGCCAAUGUUAUAAAGUAGACGCAAGCUGGUCUUCAUUGUAACAUCGUGCUACAACCGCACCCUCUUUUUUUCAUAAUUUUAUUUUAUACGUGGUUGCCAUGC